GUCUGUGGUUUUGAUUCUGACGUGACGUGAGUGCAGGACGGACACGACGACGACUUGAUCGUAUUAAUUUUCGGCUGCAAAAGCUAUCCCGUACGUUGUUCACGUUUCACAUGAUAGAGUUCACAAAAUAUACGAUAAAAGACCACUAUAUUCCUGGCAUUGUGACUUAGUACACAUACUAACAAAAUGGGGAAGGCUAAAAAAGGGAAGAAGAACUCGACAGUGGACGAGGGUGACAGUGAUGUAGAAACUACAAAUAUUGAUAACGUUAAGCCGGCGCAGAAGGCAAAAAAGAUUUCAGUGGAUUCUGAUAGCGAAGAUGAGAAGCCUAAACCUAAGGCCAAACAUAAGAAGUCGGUAGAUGAAGAUGUUAAAGAAGUCACAAAAAAUAUUAAAAAUGUCUCAAUUUCAAAUAAAGGAAAUCGUAAGAAGAAGGAUGUUAGCAGCGACGAAGAAUCAGAUGAAGAGGAGCAAAAACCAAAGAAAAAUAAAAAGAAAGAGGAAAAGAAGAGUGCGUUUUCUUUAUUACAAAUUGAGGAUGGUGACGAUUCUCCACCUGAAGCUCCUCCAUCAUCAGAUGAUGAAAAGCCUGCCCCUAAAUCUCAAAAGAAACCAGUGCAAGAAAAGAAAGAACCAGCUGGCAAGAAAGGUAAAAAAGGAAGAAGAAAUAAGAAUGACAGUGAUGAUGAUAUAGAAAAAGUAUUAGCAGAAUUAGAAAUGGAAUAUGCAGGUAUAAAGAAGGAACCAACUCCAGCUCCUGAACCGGAAAAAAUUGAAGAAGUAGUAGAAGAAAAAGCUAAAACUAAAAAGAAAGGCAAAAAGGAUGAACCCAAACCAGAGCCAGAAAAGGAGGAUGACAAAGAAGGUAGUGACAAUGAAAAUGAUGUCACCAUAAAGACAGCAGCGCAAAAGAAAAAAGAGAAAAAAGAAAGGGAAAAGUUGAAAAAGCUAGAAGCAAAAAAGAAAGAGAAGGAACAAGAUGGUAAAAAAGAACCUGGUGAGCCUAAGCCUAAAGCUGCUGAAGUUCAAAGUAAACCUGAAGAAGAAGCUAAGGAAACACCUGCUGCCAAGGAGCCAUCAGAAGAAAAAGAUGCAGAAGGUGAUACCCCUGCUGAAGGAAAGAAGAAGAAGAAGAAAGGUGAAAAAGCUGAAAAGGAAGAUAAAGGAAAGAAAGGCCCCACUAAAAAGACCAUUGCUGCUAUGCAGGAAGCUCUUAAAAAGGUGCAAGAAGAGGAAGAACGACUUAAAAGAGAAGAGGAAGAAAGGAUAAGGCAGGAAGAGGAGCGUGAAAGACAAAGACUGGAAGCUAUAAGAUUAGAAAAGGAAAAGAAAGAAAGGAAAAAGCAGAAAGAAAAGGAGAGAAAAGAAAGAUUAAAGGCUGAAGGAAAGUUAUUGACUCCUAAGCAGAAGGCUGAGAAAGCGAGAGCUCAAGCUAUGUUGGAGUCUCUUAAGGCUCAGGGUAUAGAAGUUGGUUCUGCUGAGAAGAAACCACUUAGGCCUGGAACUAGAGUUAAGCCUGGCAAGUUGAAAACUCAGAUGUCACAGGAAGCUCCAGCUACACCUGCAGAAGAGAAAAAAACAGAAUUAAAGGCUGAAGAAAAGGAUAAGAAGGAGGAAUCUCCGAAAAUUGAGGAGAAGAAAGAAUCUGAUACAGAAUCAGUGAAAGAUGCUUGGGAUGCGGAGUCUUCGGAAGAGGAGGCGGAACCCGAGAAGCCAGAGACACCACAGACUCCUGCCAAGGAGCAGAAAUCUACACCUGCGUCUGCUAAGGAGAAAGUGGAAGAAGAAGAGAGUUCUGAAGAAGAUGAUGAUAGCUCAGAAGAGGACAGCAGUUCUGAGGAGGACUCGGAAGAUGAUGACGGCAUGACGGAUGCUCAGAAGAAGAGGGAAGUUGUAUUGAAAAGAUUAGAGAAACGUCGCCAAGAAAACGAAGCGAAUAAAACGAACAACCCACUUCGCGCCGCCGUCGUUUGUGUGUUGGGUCACGUAGAUACGGGCAAGACUAAGAUCCUUGACAAGCUGCGCCGUACUAACGUACAGGAUGGUGAAGCCGGCGGUAUCACCCAGCAGAUUGGAGCCACCAACGUCCCUAUCGAGAAUAUUAAGGAGCAAACUAAACAUGUUAAAGGGGUGAAUGAGAUAGCAUUCAAGUUGCCAGGUCUUCUCAUCAUCGACACUCCUGGCCACGAGUCCUUCAGUAACUUGAGGAAUAGAGGGUCUUCACUUUGUGAUAUUGCUAUUCUUGUAGUCGAUAUAAUGCACGGUUUGGAGCCGCAGACUAUCGAGUCUAUAAACCUCCUUAAAACAAAGAAGACGCCGUUCAUAGUGGCUCUAAACAAGAUAGAUCGUCUGUACGACUGGCAGAGUGCCCAGCGUAAGGAUGUAAGGGAUAUCUUGAAGAUGCAGCAACCCAACACACAAUUGGAGUUUGAAAAGAGGAGCAAGGAUGUCAUGCUGCAGUUUGCUGAACAGGGUCUCAACGCAGCGCUGUUCUACGAGAACCCUGACCCUCGUACUUACGUGUCCUUAGUCCCUACGUCUGCGGUGACAGGCGAAGGUAUGGGCAACCUGCUGGCAAUGAUCGUGCAGGCCUGCGAAGGUCCUCUGCAUAAGAGACUUGUGUUCUCUCAACAAUUACUGGCUACUGUGCUUGAGGUGAAAGCCAUUCCCGGUUUGGGUACGACUAUAGAUACAAUUCUGAUCAAUGGAACAUUGCAUGAAGGUGAUACUAUGGUACUAGCCGGUACCGAUGGGCCAAUCGUCACGCAGAUACGAUCACUGCUUAUGCCCCAACCUAUGAAGGAACUGCGUGUCAAGAACGCCUACAUCGAGCACAAAGAAGUAGUGGGUGCUCAGGGAGUAAAGAUCGCGGCUAAGGAGUUAGAAAAGGCAAUCGCUGGUCUGAAUCUGCUGGUCGCUCAGAAACCUGAUGAAGUUGAUGUUCUCAAAGAGGAAGUGGCUCGCGAGCUCAAGUCGGCCUUGUCUUCGAUCAAGCUGUCGGAGCGUGGAGUGUACGUGCAGGCCUCCACCCUGGGCUCCUUGGAGGCCUUGCUCGAGUUCCUCAGGACUAGCAAUAUUCCUUAUUCUGCCAUCAGGAUAGGACCGGUGGUGAAGCGUGACGUCAUGAAGGCGUCCGCCAUGUUGGAGCACGACUCCCAGUACGCCACUAUAUUGGCGUUCGAUGUUAAGAUUGAACGUGAUGCUCAAGAGAUGGCUGACCAGUUGGGCGUGAAGAUAUUCGCAGCAGACAUCAUUUAUCACUUGUUCGAUAAGUUCACGGCGUACCGCGAGGAACUCAAGCAGAGGAAGAGGGAAGAAUUCAAACAUAUCGCCGUGUUCCCCUGCAAGCUUAAGGUACUCCCGCAAUUCGUAUUCAACUCUCGUGACCCAAUCGUCAUGGGUGUGAUGGUAGAAGCUGGCAUCGUGAAGGAAGGAACACCUAUCUGUGUGCCUAGCCAAGAAUUUGUGGAGCUGGGCAUAGUGACAUCUAUCGAGGUGAACCACAAGCAAGUGGAGACGGCUCGUAAGGGACAAGAGGUUUGCAUCAAGAUCGAGCCCAUCCCCGGCGAGUCGCCCAAGAUGUUCGGCAGACAUUUCGAUGAGACUGAUAUGCUAGUCAGCAAGAUAUCUCGUGCCAGUAUUGACGCGUGUAAGGACUACUUCCGCGAAGACCUCAUCAAGACGGACUGGCAGCUGAUGGUCGAACUGAAGAAACUCUUCCAGAUAUUGUAACCCACCUACCACUUGCAGUGUCCCCACACGGUGAAGCUCUCCAAUUAUUAUUACUUACGACGUAGAUACGUUUCGUCAAAGCUUUGUCUGUUCCAUCUACCCCUAGUCCCUUCUCCAUUGUAUCAUAGAAUCUCACCACAGCUACAAUUUGUUAUCAUUUUUUUAUAUACUAACUUGAUUUUAUUGAAAACUGUUAUAACUUUAUUGGUGGGAAAAUGCGAAUGUCAAUGUCACGGCUGAGCUGCUUGUAUUUUAUUUUAUCUUAUCUGAUGUUUUACCUACUGCCACGUCUUGUAACUACCGAUGUAUUAUGAAUGGCAAAAUUGUCGAAUAUCUCAUACUUCGAGACACAUUGUAAAUAGUAUUAUACAUGUUUAUUUAUUUAUUAUCAACACCACACGUGUUUGGUAUGAUUUGGUUGGACCGAAAGGAUUAUAAGAAGCUG
Messenger RNA from Spodoptera exigua (beet armyworm), 4177 nucleotides. The record is from the annotation of a GenBank genome assembly. NCBI's taxonomy places the organism in Eukaryota, Metazoa, Arthropoda, Insecta, Lepidoptera, Noctuidae.